This is a messenger RNA of Pangasianodon hypophthalmus (striped catfish), 1474 nucleotides long. RefSeq names its product nucleoporin NUP35. Gene Ontology annotation, molecular function: structural constituent of nuclear pore; phospholipid binding; single-stranded DNA binding. The transcript is spliced from 9 exons. Bases 145 to 1077 code for a protein of 310 amino acids. Gene Ontology annotation, biological process: NLS-bearing protein import into nucleus; regulation of DNA-templated transcription; nuclear pore organization. NCBI's taxonomy places the organism in Eukaryota, Metazoa, Chordata, Actinopteri, Siluriformes, Pangasiidae. Gene Ontology annotation, cellular component: nuclear membrane; nuclear pore central transport channel; nuclear pore nuclear basket. The record is from RefSeq and is a predicted model, not a curated record.
AGCAGACUUCCGUGAGUUUCCGGAACAUUCGUCACUUCCGGCUUCGUUUUUGAAAUUUCUGAGCUAACCGGUGCACUAACGUGUUAGUAUUUUUUAUUUAAAAUAAAGUAUACUAUUAUUACCUGUUAGAGCGUGAGCGGUGUGAUGGACAUUCAGGGUAUGGAGCCAAUGUCUCUUGGUUCUCCAUCGUCCCCAAAGCCUGUGGGUGGAGCUCAGUUCCUCCCCGGGUUCCUGAUGGGUGACCUGCCUGCUCCUGCUACACCACAGCCCAGACCCCUGAGCCUGAGUGUGGGCGGAGCCGAGACCAGAGCCCUGCCCCUCACAGGUGUAUCAGGAGGUUCUCCUCCUCAGCCGGUGGUUCCUACUCCUAAAGAUAAAAGCGGUGCUCCUCCUGUGAGGAGUAUCUAUGAUGACCUGUCCAGUCCUGUGGUCGGGUUCUCUCCACUCGCAUCACGCAAACAGGCGUUCUCCAUGAUGCAUACUCCUCUGUCCGGUGUGGCUGCAACUCCAGGAUCUGGCAGUGUGUUUAGCCCCGCCUCUUUAGGACAGGUGAAGAAUGCCCUGUCACCUGCUCAGGUAGAUCCUUUCUUCACUCAGGGAGACGCCCUGUCCUCUGAGGACCAGCUCGAUGAGACCUGGGUCACUGUCUUUGGGUUUCCCCCAGCCUCCGCAUCCUACAUCCUGCUGCAGUUUGCUCAGUACGGGAACAUCCUCAAACACGUGAUGUCUAACUCAGGAAACUGGAUGCACAUUCAAUAUCAGUCCAAACUGCAGGCCAGGAAAGCGCUCAGUAAAGAUGGCAAGAUAUUCGGAGAAGCAAUCAUGAUUGGAGUGAAACCUUGUAUCGAUAAGAGUGUGAUGGAGUGCUCAGACAGGAGCAGUGCUGCAGUGUUCACUCCUCCGGUGAAGAACAGUAGCAAUGUGGCUUCCAUCUCCACACCACGAUCAUCCAUGAGACCCCUCAGCACACCACUCACACACACCAAUGCCGACUAUCAGGUGGUGUCGGACAAAGGGACCCCGCGGAAAGACGACAGCUUUGUGUCCAAAGCGAUGGAGUACAUGUUUGGUUGGUGAUGAAGGUGUGAGACAGGUGAUGUCACCGGGUGAGAGUGAGAUGGAGGUGUGAGACAGGUCACACAGAGCACUUUAGUGUACGCUGGAUCCUGAUAAAUGGACACACACACACACACACACACACACACACACACACACACACACACACACAAAAGCUCUCAGCAGGGUGUGAUGAUGUAUGACUGUCAUAGCCUUAAUCCUGCUGCUCAGAGAUCAGAGAUAUCUCUAAUCACAGUUAUAAUGACAUCAUCACAGAUCCUUUUAAUCAUCUGUAACAGAUAAUGUUUUUUAACCGCAUGUGCAUUCAGAACUUUAUCAUUACAUCCACACUGUUUGUAUUUUGUAUUCUCUCUCUCUUCUGUAAUGAUGUUGUGUAAAUAAAUCUCUCUUUGUCUAA